Messenger RNA from Hyaloscypha bicolor E, 1214 nucleotides. Its product is annotated as thioredoxin-like protein. The transcript has 6 exons. Lineage: Eukaryota; Fungi; Ascomycota; Leotiomycetes; Helotiales; Hyaloscyphaceae. The record is from RefSeq and is a predicted model, not a curated record. Bases 408 to 1088 code for a protein of 226 amino acids. Gene Ontology annotation, molecular function: oxidoreductase activity.
GUGAGGUGAGGUGAGGUGGUGUGUGCGUUGUCCCGCAUCGAGGGCGGAACUGCAUUGCUGUGGCUGGUAAGGUUGGGGCUGGACCAAUCACCCGCGAGAUCGCCGCCACAUCGCUGCGGGGUAAAGCGGCCGAGAAACAGUGGCGUGAGCUUCUCUUCUCUUCACUCUCCCCAUCAGGAAAUCUUGAUGCUUCACUGAUCCUCCAAAUACAUCAUCUUUCAAGCAAUCAGAAUUUAUUGUAUAUUGUAAUUCACUUACCCCGCUUCACUCUGCAUAGUCAUCUCAGACAUUUUCACAGAGAAAGAUUCUGAUCACCAUCCGACGAAACUGCGGCCGAAAGAGAAUCUGGAUAUCCUCGGCACCACAGACCACCUCGUAUUCCCCAGCUCACCUGCCACAUUAUCACGAUGUACGAGAGCACUAUUGCCUUCACGCUCGACACCAUUUGUCCCUGGACAUAUCUAGCGAAGAAAAGACUUGAUGAAGCUCUCCGCAGAGUCCGCGCCACAGACGCCUCCUCCAAAGUAAACUUUAAGAUGGUCUACUACCCCUACCAGCUCUAUCCGGAAGCCACCCAAGAAGGCGAGCCAAAAUACGAGUGGUACAAGAAAUCCAAAUAUGGCGACUCUGAAGAGAAAAUGCAAAUGUACACAACCCUCAUGACAGCCUACGGCGCCUCGGCCGGCAUCUCCUACAAAUUCGGCGGUACCGUCGCCAACACGCUGCAAGCACACCGCGUGAUCCAAUUCUUUCAGGAAGAGGUGGGAGCGGAAGUGGCCGAUAAGUUGAUCAACUCUCUGUACCGCCAAUACUUCGAAGAAGAAAAGCACCCUUCUUCCGAGGAGACGCUUCUGGCUGCUUGUGUUGAAGCAGGCAUCCCCGAAGCAGAAGCUAAGAAAGUAAUCUCGGACAAAGACGAGGGGCUCCGUGACACAAAAAUGAAGAUACAAGAGCAGGCCAGUAACGGGGUCGAUUCCGUCCCGUUUGUGGUGUUUGAAGGCAAGAGAAGGGAUAUCACGAUUCAGGGAGCGAAUGAAGUAGAGGAUUACGUCAAGGCUUUGGAGAAGAUUGUUAAGGAGAGUUCAUGAGCUGUCCUUGGGUGGUCGGAAGGGGGCUAGCGGGAGGAGAAAAAAAUGGACGAUUUUGACAAAUUCAGCGGACAGCAGAAAAUCAGUAUUUACUAGACAGCAAAUUAACUUCUUUUCUCUCUACGA